Messenger RNA from Eptesicus fuscus (big brown bat), 1100 nucleotides. RefSeq names its product keratocan (gene KERA). Gene Ontology annotation, molecular function: protein binding. Bases 42 to 1100 code for a protein of 352 amino acids. The record is from RefSeq and is a predicted model, not a curated record. The transcript has 3 exons. Lineage: Eukaryota; Metazoa; Chordata; Mammalia; Chiroptera; Vespertilionidae.
AGAAAGGGGAGAAGAAGAUCCAAGACGGCUGAGGUACUAUAAUGGCAACCACAGUCUGUCUCCUCAUCUGGGUGGUAUUCAUAACAGAUUCUGUAUGGACUCGAACUGUGAGACAGGUCUAUGAGGUCCAUGAUCCAGAGGAUUUUAAUGAGCAAGACUUCGAUUGUCCCAGGGAAUGUUUCUGUCCCCCUAGUUUUCCUACUGCUUUAUACUGCGAAAAUCGUGGUCUCAAAGAAAUCCCUGCUAUUCCUUCAAGGAUCUGGUAUCUCUAUCUUGAAAACAACCUGAUAGAAACCAUUCCUGAGAAGCCAUUUGAGAAUGCCACCCAGCUGAGAUGGAUCAAUCUAAACAAGAACAAAAUAACCAACGGUGGAAUUGAAAGAGGCGCCCUGAGCCAACUAAAGAAGCUGCUUUUCUUAUUUCUGGAAGAUAAUGAGCUAGAGGAGGUUCCUUCUCCAUUGCCAAGAAGCUUAGAGCAAUUACAAUUAGCCAGAAACAAGGUGUCUAGAAUUCCUCAAGGGACCUUUAGCAAUCUGGAGAACCUGACCCUUCUUGACCUGCAGCACAAUAAACUAUUAGACAAUGCCUUUCAAAGAGACACCUUUAAGGGACUUAAGAACCUCAUGCAGCUAAAUAUGGCCAAGAAUGCCCUGAGGAAUAUGCCACCAAGAUUACCAGCCAACACAAUGCAACUGUUUUUAGACAACAAUUCCAUUGAGGGAAUACCAGAAAAUUAUUUUAAUGUGAUUCCUAAAGUGGCCUUCUUGAGACUAAACCACAACAAGUUAUCAGAUUCAGGUCUCCCUUCCAGUGGCUUUGAUGUGUCAUCCAUUCUAGAUCUCCAACUCUCUCACAAUCGACUCACAAAGGUCCCCCGAAUCAAUGCUCAUCUGCAGCACCUGCACCUGGACCAUAACAAAAUUAGAAAUGUGAACGUCUCUGUAAUAUGUCCUGCCACUUCCACACUGCCUGCAGACCAAGAUUCCUUCAGAUACGGACCUCAUCUGAGCUACCUUCGUCUGGAUGGAAAUGAAAUCAAACCACCAGUCCCAAUGGAUUUAAUGAAUUGUUUCAGGCUCCUUCAGACUCUCAUUAUUUAA